GCUUCCCGGGUACAACUGCAAGCCUUCGGCCUCGAGGAACUUCAAAGUCUCCUCGACAAAAAUAAACUCAGCAUUGCAUGGGUUUUCACCGUCGCGCCGAGAUCUCGGGCGUAUAUACCUCAAGGGCACUGCCAGUCUUGUGUCACGCUUUCGCUUUUUUCUGUUUGCGAUUUCAAUGCAGAAAAAUUAGCUGCUAUGCAGCCUGUUCCAUUCGUUUAAUCGUAUAACUGAACUUGUUCUUCUCCCUACAUUCUUUCAUAUCGUAUUUAUUCCAUUCAUUGUUAGUCAUGAUGUUUUCGAGGAAGAACCCCGAGGAUGAGGCUGAGGGGGAGAGGAAAGUCAAGCUCUCACGUGAGUAACUCGUCGAUGUUCUCUAGGUGCCAUCUGCUAAGCAAGGCUGCAGGCAGAGGCAACCCCUCCGCGCGACCUCUAUGGACUCGUGUUUAUACGAUGAUUGGAGGUCUCGCCGUAACACUCUUUUUCAUCGGUCUCAUGAUAUUCCUGGAGAAGACCUUGCCAGAUGGUUCCAAGUCUCAAUUCCAUCCAACUUGGCGACGAGAUGUUUCUCUAGAGCCAAGAAACCCCCAAACCGAUAUUACAGAAACAUUGGUGGUAGAGACUUCGAGUUCCACGGGAUUAGCAUUCACAUCCUCUUCAAUCACAUCAAGUCUCAACGCCCCCGUAAUCACGCUUCCACCAAGCUCAUCGAUAGCUGCCGCAUCUUCUUCGAGUGUAGACCCUUGUAUAUCCAGCACGGUAUCGUGCAUUGACACGGACUGCUUUACUUUGUUCUCUACACAAGCGAGCUGUCUUCCACCAUCCAGCUCUCCACCCGUUAUUCCCACAUCUAGUAGCGAUCCUUGUGUCACUACCAAAGUCUAUUGCGUUGAGACGGAUUGUUACCAAGUAAUCUCGACCCAAGCGAGUUGUCUCCCAACAACGUCGAGCCUUCCAAGCGUUCCAAGCAUUACUCCAACAUCGAUUGUCAACCCAUGCGUCACCAGCUCAGUUUCUUGUAUUGAGACUGAUUGUUUUACCUUGUUCUCAACACAGGCAAGCUGCCUCCCUGCAAUAUCGGGUCCUCCAAGCAAGCUGUUUACUUUCGUCCAGCUCUUCGUCAGUCGCACCGAUCACCACAUCUACACCGAGUGUCGACCCUUGUGUUACUAGCACGGUUUCUUGCAUCGAGACAGAUUGCGUCACUCUGUUCUCAACGCAAGCAAGCUGCCUUCCGUCAUCGAGCGUUAUUUCGGCCUCUCCAACUUCGA
Mollisia scopiformis is the source of this 1268-nucleotide messenger RNA. RefSeq lists its product as uncharacterized. Lineage: Eukaryota; Fungi; Ascomycota; Leotiomycetes; Helotiales; Mollisiaceae. The coding region runs from base 316 to 1170 and encodes 284 amino acids. The record is from RefSeq and is a predicted model, not a curated record. The transcript has 3 exons.